This is a messenger RNA of Lates calcarifer (barramundi perch), 2219 nucleotides long. It is a transcript of the gene prok1, whose product is annotated as prokineticin 1. The record is from RefSeq and is a predicted model, not a curated record. The transcript has 3 exons. Bases 69 to 389 code for a protein of 106 amino acids. Lineage: Eukaryota; Metazoa; Chordata; Actinopteri; Centropomidae.
GAGAGUCCGUUAACAGUUGUUGUCCAGUGUUGAGGGGGUUGCGAGAGUCCAGUUCUCCUGUUGCUGUCAUGGGCUUCACAGCGGUGCUGCUGUCCUUCCUCCUGGUGUCUCUGAGCUGGUCCAGAGGAGCCGUCAUCACAGGGGCCUGUGAGAGAGAUGUGCAGUGUGGGUUUGGUCUUUGCUGUGCCGUCAGUCUGUGGCUGAGAGGUCUGAGGAUGUGCGUCCCAAGGGGUGUGGAAGGGGAUGAAUGUCACCCCUUCAGCCACAAGGUGCCUUACCCAGGGAAAAGGCAACAUCACACCUGCCCCUGCCUCCCCCACUUGGUGUGCACCAGGUACGCUGAUAGCAAGUACAGAUGUACUGAUGACUUCAAAAACAUGGACUUUUAAUGGACGCCCCAGACAUUCAGAUGGGGAAGAGCACAGCAGACACAGUACACAGAGUGAGGACUUGAACAGGCUGUGGAUCAGAAACACAUAUUUCAUCUUCACUGACUGUAUUCUUCAUCUGUGUACUCUAUGCACUAUGAUAUUUAGUUUCUAUUCUAUUAAUGCACACAACAAGGACAAGAAAAGAGAUGUCAGGACAGUAUAACCAACUAACAAGAGCCACAUCAGACACUUUUUACUUAAUGAAAACAGAGUUCCUCUGAAAGCUGUUUGUGAACCAUUAAAGCAUUUGCUGUUUUGUUUUCAUGCUAAUUUUAUGUUAAUUUAUGAAAAGAAAUGUAUAGAUAUGAUUGUCAAUAAAAGUAUAAUGGUGACACGUGCUCUGUGGAGGUUUUUGUUCUAUCUGUGUUCAGUUUAUGCUUCUUGAUUAAACAUGAUAUGUGUUAUGGGAUGGAAGUAUCAAGUGUUUGUAAUCACAGUCUGAUUAUGUUGAAGGUCAUAAUCAGAGUGCCAGUGCCUUUACCCUCACAAACAAACUCGUGACCUUGCUAUAUAACUGAACUGAUUUAGUUUGUUUUAAUAGAUUUAAAUAACAAUAAAUCAGCAGAGAUAUUACGAACUGUGACAUCCAUGAGAUUAUACUCACUUAGACAGACAUGGAAUGUAAAUGUGUACAUUUAUUUAAGUAAUGUACUUGAGUACAAUUUUGAAGUACUUUACUUGAGUAUUUCCUUUCAGAGCUUCUUUAUACUUCACCUCUCCACUACAUCUCAGAGAGAAAUAUUCCACUUUUUACAUCAUUAUAUUUUUUUAACAGCUGUGGUUAUUAAUUAACUUGGACAUCAAGUUAUUCUAUACAAAACCUAUGAUGAGCUCAUAAGAUACAAUGCACUGCUACUGAUUAAUCUGCACAUAAUAUAUAAACAUGAGAUUAGCUCGUCCUCAGUCAGCUGCAGCAUCAAAUGCUGAUUCCACAUUCAUGCAAAACUAAUGACAAUUAUCCAAAAAUAUAAUUCACAUUACACUGACAGGAGCCAUUUACUUUUGAUAUUGUAAGUACAUUUUACUGCUAAUACUUAUCUUCUGUCUCUUGAGUAACAUUUUGAAUGCAGAACCUUUACUUGCAAAGGAAUGUUUUUUUUACAACUCUUUUAUUGUUGUUUAGGCAAAGAAUCUGAAUAUGUCUUCUGCCCCUGUGCUUUAAUAAAGGUUACUUCAACUAUUUCAGAAAUUCACUGCCAGAAACAUAUUUUGAGAAACCAAAUGGCGCCCAGGGUUACGAAAGCAAUAUAAAAAUAAUUUAAAAAUGAAAUUCAAUAUAUAAUAUCAACUACGUAAACAUGAUAUGAAAUUAAUUUUCCAGUCAAAGUCAAACUACAGACUAUUCUCAGGAUGGAAGUAUCUUAAGCAUUUUGUUAUUCUUUGUUCACACCUCAAGCCAUUCCCCUGUGUGUUUGAUUUGUGUGCUAUUGUUAUCAGGUAACCCUGCCCAAGUGACCUCAGUUCACACCUGUGGAAAGUUCCCAUAUCAAUGUUAAACAGAAGCUCUGGACAUCAUAUCUCCUGAUCUACAUUAUCAACAUAUUAAGUGCGCAUUGUAUCCGUUAAACACUUUCCUUACAUUUACAGUAUAUUCAAAUGAUCAGUUAGAUAAUAACAGUCAAUCCUCACACAUUUCCUAUUGGAAAUUAGUUUUGCUCAAUUGUUUCCUACAGUGUGUUUCAACAAUGUUGAGGUAAACGUUUGUAUGUAUUAUAUAGUCAACAAACAAACAAAAUAUAAUAAUAAUCUUCUUUUAUAAAGUCAGCUUAGUUUUACAGUAAAUUAUCU